AUGAAGUGGCUAUCUGUCCUGCCCCAGCAGUGUAUUUUGCUGAUGACAUGUCUCCUAAUGGCCUUGGAAGCUGUACCUAUAGACAUAGAUAAGACAAAAGUCAAAGGAGAAGGCCACGUAGAAGGAGAGAAGGUAGAAAAUCCAGAUACAGGACUUUAUUAUGAUGAAUAUCUCAGGCAAGUAAUAGAUGUCUUGGAAACAGAUAAGCAUUUCAGGGAGAAACUCCAGACUGCUGACAUUGAGGAAAUAAAGAGUGGAAAACUAAGCAGAGAGCUUGAUUUAGUAAGCCACCAUGUGAGAACACGGCUGGAUGAACUAAAAAGACAAGAGGUGGCAAGAUUAAGAAUGUUAAUUAAAGCUAAAAUGGAUUCUGUUCAAGACACUGGCAUAGACCAUCAAGCUCUCCUUAAACAGUUUGAGCACCUGAACCAUCAGAAUCCUGACACGUUUGAACCUAAAGACUUAGAUAUGUUGAUUAAAGCAGCUACAAGUGACCUGGAAAACUAUGAUAAGACCCGCCAUGAGGAGUUCAAAAAAUAUGAGAUGAUGAAGGAACAUGAGAGGAGAGAGUAUUUAAAAACACUGGAUGAAGAAAAGAGGCAGCGAGAAGAAUCCAAAUUUGAGGAGAUGAAGAAAAAACAUGGAGAUCAUCCCAAAGUUCACCAUCCCGGAAGCAAAGAUCAACUGAAAGAGGUGUGGGAAGAAGCAGAUGGACUAGAUCCUAAUGAGUUUGACCCCAAAACAUUUUUCAAAUUACACGAUGUCAAUAAUGAUGGUUUCCUGGAUGAGCAAGAAUUAGAAGCCCUGUUUACUAAAGAGCUAGAAAAAGUUUAUGAUCCCAAAAAUGAAGAGGAUGACAUGGUUGAAAUGGAAGAAGAAAGGCUGAGAAUGAGGGAACAUGUAAUGAACGAGGUUGAUAUCAACAAGGACCGGCUAGUGACUUUGGAAGAGUUCCUGCGAGCUACAGAGAAAAAAGAAUUUUUGGAGCCAGAUAGCUGGGAGGUAAUGAGAAUGAGUUCCAAGUGCAACAUACUGUACUAUUACCAUCAUAAACUUAGAAAGAAGGCAGAAGAUCUUCAGAAACAGAAGGAAGAGCUACAGCGGCAGCACGACCAGCUUCAGGCUCAGAAACAAGAGCUUCAGCAGGUUGUUAAACAGAUGGAACAAAAGAAACUACAGCAAGGAAAUCCUCCUGCAGGACCAGCUGGGGAACUGAAAUUCCAACCUCCUGCGGAGCCCAAAGUUGGAGAUGCACCAAAGCAUCCUGCAGGAGGUGAUCAGCCUUUACCACCAGGACAUGUCCAAGAACAGGCUGCUAGAACUGAUCAAGUUCACCCUUAACCACUUGUGCCUCACCUUUAUAGCAUCUUUAUUUCUUGGGGGGGGGUGGGGGGGUGGGCAGGAAAUCAGAGUGAAACAUGAACUCUCCACUUUCUUCCUGAGGUUGUAAAAUCUUGGGGAAUGUUAGAGAUGAAGUAUCAAUCGGAUUUGAAUAAUAAAUUAAACUAAUUUUCUCUCCAGUGCAUCAGUGAGAAACACAACAAGGGGAUCAUUAAGAGGCUAUAAUGGAGAAGGGAAUUAAGAAAACUUAAUACU
Molecule: messenger RNA, 1596 nt
Organism: Egretta garzetta (little egret)
Lineage: Eukaryota; Metazoa; Chordata; Aves; Pelecaniformes; Ardeidae
Gene: NUCB2
Product: nucleobindin 2
Exons: 12
Coding region: 1-1341 (446 amino acids)
Cellular component (GO): endoplasmic reticulum-Golgi intermediate compartment; extracellular exosome
Molecular function (GO): calcium ion binding
Source: RefSeq, a predicted model, not a curated record